CAGUGAGCCUUGACAACAGCCGUGGAAAGGAAAACAACUUUCUGAAGCUGAGAUUUGGCACAACUGCAUGAACUGUAGCUCGAGAAUAAAACGGUCAUUUUGUCUCGUUUCCUCUGUAAUUUGUUGGGAAGUAAGCGGAAUUUGUUGAAACGAAGAGAGCCAUGGAGGCAGAAGGUCUUCAUCUUAGUGUUGACUACGUUGGGUCUUGUGGAAUUCUACUGAGUCCUGAACAUAAAGCAUCGCUUCAAAACUCGCUUGUGAUUCUUCAAAAUCAUUACAAAUUCAACCGGGUAUUUUUCUGGGGGAAAAUUUUAGGCAUCAAAGGAGACUACUUCAUUGCGCAGGGGACUGGGAAUGAUGAGUUAGCUGAUAGAAAAACACUGUACAGCCUGGACUGUGUAACAUGGGGUCUCCUGCCACAGGCAACCCAAGCCAUCAGAGAGCAGUGCUCUGUGGUGAAAGGACGAUUCAUUGGUGAUCCAUCCCAUGAGUAUGAGCAUGUGGAGAUCAAGAGAAUUGGUGAGGGGGAAGACGCAACUGAAGAAGAAAAUACAAUCAUGAUUAAAGAAGAGGAUCGUCUUGCCUCUGUCAUUGCACACAUUGAUGAGGAGGUUGCUGUGGUACCCAGGGGAGCCUAUGUCAAGACACCACAUGGCACUGUGCUCAAAAACCGCAGCUUUGAAGGCUUGUCUGUGACCGAGUCCGGCAAGUUACACAACUACUUCCACUUCCGUGACCCCGUCCGUCUGAACGAGAAGACCUUACUGGAGAAGGCCGACCUGGAUAAAUCCAUUGACUUCUUGGACCCCAUCCAUGAAGACAUACCGAGAGGGUCCUGGAGUUUGAAGUUCGAGCGAGGCAGUGGACUGGUGUGCAUCCAGAGUGCCCUGUGGCCCGGCUUGGCAUUCUACCACGUCCCUCACACCCAGAAGUUUGGCUACGCCUACUUUGGCACCGGAGAGAAGAACAAAGAUUUGCCAUUCAUGUUGUGAGAAGGCUCAGUUUCGUGUAAAUGAUGUACAGAUUUCUUAGGUUUGUUUUUAACACUCUGCUUGAAAGGUUCUGAGGAAAAAUUGUUGAAUAAUAGUUCACUGUUGGAAAUGGACUGGUCCCUCUGGGUAUAUUGUGGUCAUAAGCAACAUUUUAAAACUGUUACAAGACUUGUUUUCACAGCCCAUUUAACUCUUCAGGAUUAUUUAGAUAUAUGGUGUGUCGAGGCACUUUUUGUUCAUGAAUGUAUUGUAAAAUAUGCACUUGCAAUACUUAAGGGUUGAAAACAGACAUGUCAAAUUUUAAGUGCCAUUUGUAUUUAACUGAAUCCUCUGACCUUGAGAACGUAUAUGAAUAUUUUCAAUUCUUAAGUUGCUUAAUUUGAUCCUUCUAUUGAAGAGCAUGUUGAACGAUAAGAAGUUAGCAAGUGGAAUUGAAUGUUAUUAUAUUUAAUCUGAAUUGACAUUUUAAAAUUGUUAUACAUUAUGUGCACUUCCAUUUUUCAAACAGUUUUGGCUUAACUGUUACAUUACAUAGACUAAUCCCAAAACAACUUCAUCUCUAGUUCAUGAAAUAAUUGGGUUUAAUUCCUGGAAUAGCGCUGAUGGCACUCAUCACAAAUAUCUACACGUACAUGUAUGAUGUGAAUAAAGUAGCAAAACUUAAGUGGACUCAAAAUUCAUAAGAUGGAAGAUUGCUUAAAUGAAUUAAAAUCCAUUUCAAGGUCCACGUCUGUUGGCAGACUUGUCAUUUUGACAACUGCUACAUCUGUAUAGCUGAAUGUCCAUGUUCAUGUGUGUUUGCCUUAAUAAAAACCAAUAUUUAUCAGACAAGCAGUGUCGCAUGUAA
Messenger RNA from Patiria miniata (bat star), 1839 nucleotides. It is a transcript of the gene rsph9, whose product is annotated as radial spoke head protein 9 homolog. Gene Ontology annotation, biological process: motile cilium assembly; cilium movement involved in cell motility; axoneme assembly. NCBI's taxonomy places the organism in Eukaryota, Metazoa, Echinodermata, Asteroidea, Valvatida, Asterinidae. Bases 162 to 992 code for a protein of 276 amino acids. Gene Ontology annotation, cellular component: axoneme; radial spoke. The record is from RefSeq and is a predicted model, not a curated record. The transcript is spliced from 5 exons.